AUGGGGGCUGCGUAUAACCCGGAUGGCGAACCCAGUCCUUUAUCGUCUCCGUUGGGACCGCUCUCCGAGUCGCCCGAGUCGGAACCGGGAUUCCAAAGACUUUCCUUGCAGACGGACCAGCCCUUGAGAAGCUCGACAGAGAGCAUUUGCUCGGGAUAUGACCCUCUUUCAAGCAGAUCCCCGCUAUUCGAGAGCGAACAUGGACUCGGUCCAUCUGGACUGGAUCGUAUACGUCAGCACCAGCCGUCCCGUGUUCUGACCCUUCCAAACCUGUCGACGUCGUCGCUGGCCCCGAUCCCUUCUCAGCGCCCCUCUCCGUCACCGCGUUCGCGCUCGUCGUCUCGAGCGCACACCAGUCGCAUGUCGAUGAGCCGGAGCUGUGCGGAUCUGGAGGAUCUCCAUCGAUUUCCUCUGGAGUCCCUACAUUCAUUUUCUUUUGCCCAACAGUCUGAGGAAUUAAUCCAAAAUCGGCACAACAUUCUCAAACGGUCGAUUGAUUUUAUGCGCGACCGCAUGGGAUGGGCCGCCAGCAACCCAGCAAUCGCCAAUGCACAGGCCAAUGUCACGGGCGACGCGGAUAUCCAGAGCAUGAUGGACCUUCUGGCCCGAGCGAAUGUGCUUACAAAUGACGAGCAUUCCACCCACGCCAGAGGACCCCUCACAGGACCCGCGGAUGUGAAUGGCGACAAUGUUUUCGAAAAGGCCUUCUCAGACACCAGCUCAUCUCCCCUCAGCGCCCGAGAUGCAACCCAGGAACUGUACCCUGGGUCCCAGGGAACCUCGGACGGCUCGCAGCUGUUGAGCCCGCUCCCCACUGAUCGUAUUCCGCACCAGAGGAUGGACCUAAAAUCCGCCCCAUCGUCCAGGCGCGUAAGCUUAAAACGUACAUACACGGACCUGAGCUCUGCCUCCCUCAAGAGCAAGCUGAUGGAAACACUAGCGCAACCAUACGCCUCCGCGGAUCCUUUCACUUCCCUGAGCUCUUCGACGGCUGGAUUGGGUGUCCCAAUCCCGGCCUUGCAUACCCACAGCAGCAAAUGGACCCCGGUCUCCCAGGCCGUAUUCAGGACCGAAGCCCAAGCACCGUGGACCAUCCUCGCAGCUAAUGACCUUUCCUGUCUUAUAUUUGGAGUCGCCCAGUCCGAGGUUCGUCGGCUCAGUAUCCUCGAAGUCGUACAAAAAGAGCACAGACAGUGGCUUGAGGACAAGCUUCGGGACCCCAGUACUGAUGCCGCAGCCCGAGCGCCACUUCAAUCGGGUCAACCUAACAUCUCCGCUGUAAACCCGAAGUUUCGAGAGCUAGGGAAUGGCGUGACGGCACAGCUGCUCAGUAAGCCUUCUUCACGGGAAAAGAAGCCCCGGAGAGCCCAGACAGACGACGGAUAUGGUUCAAGCACGCGAACCCCCCGAAACCCCAACCAUCCAGCCCACAAGUCGCGAGGGGUUCUCUUGUGUGGAGAUGUGGUCCCAAUCCAGAAGCGAGACGGCGGUAAGGGCUCGGCCAGCGUCUGGGUCAUGGAGAAGCGUGGUGGCCUGAUUUGGGUAAUGGAGGAGAUCACUGAGAAUGUCGCUUUCGUCCGCUGCGACGAUUCCUGGAACGUCGUGGAUGCCCAUGGAGAUGCCGACAAGAUCUGGGGUUCAUCUAUAGUUCGACAAGGCCAGCCGAUCACCGAAAUUCUCCCGUGUCUACCGUCCGAGUCUCUCGAGACCUCACCCGAGAAGGGAUUGGCUAAUAUUCUGGAUUUGAAACACUUCGCCGCUCGCACUUCGGCCGGGGUGUGCAUUCCCGUGACCGUGGGCAAGGCGGAAGGGGACCGCACACUCCAAGUAUCGAGCUUUCCCCAUGUUGCUGGCAUGAUGGUGCUGUCAUCUGCAUCUUUGAAUGUCAUGAGCUCCAACUCUGUGUUUUCCUCUGUUCUCUUUGGCCAGGAACGCCCCGAGGGGCUUCAUAUCACAGAGCUUGUGCCAGGGUUUGACGAGAUUCUGGAUGUCCUGACUGAGGAAGACAAUGUGCCCCUAGUGGACGGAAUUGUCAUUCCUGAACACAGCUUUCGGCGGGCACGAACGCUGUCCAUCCUUCGCGAUGGAAAAGCCAACGCAGCGUCAGUCUUCAACGAGCCCAGUGGCCUGUUAGCCAAACACCGGGACGGCUCGACUAUUGUCGUGGAUAUCCAGUUGCGGGUGGUCAAAAGCGGUUCCUUCUUCUCCAAGGAGCAGGCGGAAAAGCUCGACUCCCGCAGCAGCGAUUCAGAUGACAGUGAUGAUACGAUCGCGGUGACUGAGCUUGUCUACGCCUUGUGGAUCACCUACUCGAGGCAAAUCCAUGCCGCCGGGGCCGCUGCUAAUCUCUCGUCAUCGUUGCCGACUUCUCCCACGCCCACUGCGUCAGAUCGCCCAUCCGCCGCCGGCUCCGGGACGCAGCCCAUUGACACCAACAAACCCACCGUGGAAGUUCAAGGCCCGACCUCAACUCUGAGUCAACAACUCAGCGAAGCUGCCUCCGAGCCACUGACGGACCGGCCCGUCCAGCCGGUUCCCGAAGUCAUGCCCGCCAAUGCAAAGAAAGAGUCACAAAAACGAAGCAUUGACGACUACGUGAUCCUGGAGGAGAUGGGCCAAGGCGCCUAUGGGCAGGUCAAACUGGCCCGUCUUAAAAAGCAACCCCUGAAGAAGAUGGUGCUCAAGUAUGUCACAAAGAAGCGGAUCUUGGUGGAUACAUGGACCCGUGAUCGGCGUCUGGGGACGGUACCCUUGGAAAUCCACGUCCUGGACUUCCUCAGGCGGGACGGGCUCAAACACCCCAACAUUAUGGAGAUGGAAGGUUUUUUCGAAGACGACGUCAACUAUUACAUCGAGAUGGUUCCGCAUGGGCUCCCGGGCAUGGACCUCUUCGACUACAUUGAGCUCAAGGCAAACAUGGACGAGUCGGAGUGCCGGGCCAUUUUCAGACAAGUCGUGAGCGCAAUUCACCAUUUGCAUACCAAGGCUUUGGUGGUCCAUCGCGAUAUCAAGGACGAAAAUGUGGUUCUCGACGGAGAGGGACGAAUCAAGUUGAUCGACUUCGGCAGCGCGGCCUACAUCAAAAACGGGCCAUUUGAUGUUUUUGUGGGCACGAUUGACUAUGCGGCUCCGGAGGUUCUGCAGGGCAAAUCCUACCGAGGCAAAGAACAGGACAUCUGGGCCCUGGGCAUCCUCCUCUAUACGAUUGUCUACAAGGAGAAUCCGUUCUACAAUGUCGACGAGAUCCUCGAUCAUCCACUCCGCAUUCCCUUCCUCCCCUUCUCGGAAGCCUGUAUCGACCUGAUCCGCAAGAUGCUUGACCGCGAUGUCGACAACCGGCUGACCAUCACCGAGGUGCUCGAACACCCGUGGAUGAUGGAUAACUAA
Molecule: messenger RNA, 3387 nt
Organism: Penicillium alfredii
Lineage: Eukaryota; Fungi; Ascomycota; Eurotiomycetes; Eurotiales; Aspergillaceae
Product: serine/threonine-protein kinase
Exons: 4
Coding region: 1-3387 (1128 amino acids)
Biological process (GO): protein phosphorylation; intracellular signal transduction; negative regulation of glycogen biosynthetic process
Cellular component (GO): nucleus; cytoplasm; cytosol
Molecular function (GO): ATP binding; protein serine/threonine kinase activity
Source: RefSeq, a predicted model, not a curated record